AUGCUGUGCAGCGUAACCUACGAUAAGAGAGCAAUCAUCGUUAAUGGCCACCGUAGAAUCCUUCUCUCCGGCUCCAUUCAUUACCCAAGAAGCACCCCUGAGAUGUGGGAAGAUCUUAUAAAGAAGGCUAAAGAUGGAGGCUUGGAUGUUAUUGACACUUAUGUUUUCUGGAAUGGUCAUGAACCUUCUCCUGGGAAUUACAAUUUCAAAGAUCGAUACGAUUUGGUACGAUUCAUUAAGACGGUACAAGAAGUGGGGCUUUAUGUUCAUCUCAGAAUCGGUCCUUACUAUGUACCUGGGAUUAGCUUCAGAACAGAUAAUGGACCUUUCAAGGCUGCGAUGCAAGGUUUCACUCAGAAGAUUGUUCAGAUGAUGAAAGACCAUAGAUUCUUUGCGUCACAAGGUGGACCCAUCAUCUUAUCUCAGAUUGAGAAUGAGUUUGGACCAGAGCUUAAAGGGCUUGGACCUGCUGGUCACUCAUACGUUAAUUGGGCCGCAAAAAUGGCGGUUGGAUUAAACACUGGAGUCCCAUGGGUGAUGUGCAAGGAAGAUGAUGCACCUGAUCCUAUCUACCAUGGAGGAACAAACUUUGGAAGAACAGCAGGAGGUCCAUUUAUCACCACUAGUUAUGACUAUGAUGCUCCCAUUGAUGAAUACGGGUUGGUUCAAGAGCCCAAGUACAGCCAUCUUAAGCAGCUUCACCAAGCAAUUAAGCAAUGUGAAUCUGCUUUAGUUUCCUCUGAUCCAACCAUUACUAAACUAGGAAACUACGAGAAGGCUCAUGUGUUCUCUGCUGAGGAACAAUCACAGCUCUUGGAUUGUUGGAUCAGUGUGGAUAUUAAGUCAUCGGAAUCGUUCUUGCGUGGAGGGAAAUGGCCAACUCUUACGGUGGAUUCUGCAGGGCAUGCUGUUCAUGUGUUUGUUAAUGGACAUUUCUAUGAAAGCAGCUGUUUCAUCGCUCUGAACGACGCAGGAUCCGCCUUUGGGACAAGGGAAAGCAGAAGGUUUUCGUUUAGCUCACCGGUCAAUCUUCGCGGCGGAGCUAACAGAAUAGCGCUACUGAGCAUAGCAGUUGGUUUGCCAAACGUUGGACCACAUUUUGAGACGUGGGCCACCGGAAUUGUCGGUUCAGUCGCGGUUCAUGGUCUUGAUGAGGGUAAUAAAGACUUGAGCCGCCAGAAAUGGACAUAUCAGGUUGGUCUGCGAGGUGAAGCAUUGAACUUGAUCUCUCCUACAGAAGCUUCAUCUGUUGAUUGGAUCAAAGGCUCAUUAGCUAAGCAAAACAAACAACCAUUGACAUGGUACAAGGCCUAUUUCGACGCGCCUAGAGGGAAGGAGCCAUUAGCUUUGGAUCUAAAGAGUAUGGGGAAAGGGCAAGCUUGGAUAAACGGACAAAGCCUAGGGAGAUACUGGAUGGCUUUUGCUAAAGGAAACUGUGGGGAUUGUAACUACGCAGGAACAUACAGGCAAGCCAAAUGUCAAUCCGGUUGCGGCAAAGCGACACAAAGAUGGUAA
Thlaspi arvense is the source of this 1515-nucleotide messenger RNA. The record is from the annotation of a GenBank genome assembly. NCBI's taxonomy places the organism in Eukaryota, Viridiplantae, Streptophyta, Magnoliopsida, Brassicales, Brassicaceae.